AAGAACAUGAAGUUUUACACAUGGAGAAAAAGCCCAAAUCACACGACACUCCAAUCUACUGCAAUGACAUCUUUAAACCCUUACCCGAAGAACUAAAUAAUAGAGAGAAAAUCAAGAGUGUUCUUACCAAAGGCAUCGCUGGAAUCGGAAAAACAGUCUCCGUGCAGAAGUUCAUUCUGGAUUGGGCCGAUGGAACAGCCAAUCAUGAUGUGGAUUUCAUUUUUGUUCUUCCGUUUCGAGAGUUAAACUUGAUUCGAGAUGAUCGGUACAGUUUUCACAAACUACUUCUGACGUUUUAUGCUGAACUUGAAGAUCUGGACUCAAAGAUUUAUGAUGAGUGUAAAAUCCUGUUCAUCUUUGAUGGUCUGGAUGAAAGCAGAAUGGCACUGAUGUUUUCAGACACGAGCGAGAAAGUUUCUGAUGUGACUGAGACUUCAUCAGUGUCUGUGUUGAUGUCAAAUCUCAUGAGAGGAGAUCUGCUUCCCUCUUCUCUCAUCUGGAUCACCUCCAGACCAGCGGCAGCCAAUCAGAUCCCCUCCAAAUACAUGAAGCGUCUGACAGAAAUCCAGGGAUUUAAUGACGAUCAGAAGGAAGAAUAUUUCAGGAAGAGAAUCAGCGAUGAGCAUCAAGCCGAGAGAAUCAUCUCACACAUUAGAAAAGCGAGAAGCCUUCACAUCAUGUGUCACAUCCCAGUCUUCUGUUGGAUCUCAUCUACUGUGCUUCAAAACCUCCUGAAAGAAGACAACGAGAGAGCAGAAAUCCCUAAAACUCUGUGUGAAAUGUACAUCCACUUUCUGCUGAUUCAGAUGAAUAUGAAGAAUGAGAAGUAUGAUGAAAGAGAUUCAGAGAAACUCCUGCAGUCCAACAGAGACUUGAUUUUGAAACUGGCUGAAGUGGCAUUCAAACAGCUAAUGAAGGGUAAUGUGAUGUUUUAUGAGGAAGAUCUGAGAGAGUGUGGGAUAGACAUCACUGAUGCCUCACUGCAUUCUGGGAUCUUUAAGGAGGAAUCUGUGAUUCAUAAGAGGAAAAUCUACUGCUUCAUACAUCUCAGCUUUCAAGAGUUCCUCGCUGCUCUCUAUGCGUUUUACUGCCAAGUAACCAAACAUGUUGACACACUGCAGUUUAUUGAUUUAGUGGAUAGCUUUUUUAAAGGUGUUGUAGAUAAAUCUGUUAACAGUAAAACUGUCCAUCUAGAUCUAUUCUUGCGAUUUCUGCUGGGCAUCUCACUGGAGUCCAAUCAGAGACUCUUACAGGAUCUACUGACACACACGGUGGAUACCUCAGAAACCAUCAGGGAAACCACAGAGUACAUUAAAGAAAGAAUUAAAAAUGAUCAUAUCUCAGCUGAAAGAUCCAUCAAUUUGUUUUUAUGUCUUCUUGAAGUGAAUGAUCAGACUCUGUCCAAAGAGAUUGAGGAGCUUGUGAGAUCAGACAAACCCUCAGAGAAGAAACUCUCUGCUGCUCACUGUUCAACAAUAGCCUAUGUGCUUCAGAUGUCAGAUGAGGUGAUGGAUGAGUUUGAUCCAAAGAAAUACAACACAACACAGGAGGGCAGAAGACGACUCGUACCAGCUGUCAACAACUGUAGAAAAGCUCUACUUGCUGACUGUAAUCUCACAGUUCAUUCGUGUGAAAUCAUUGCUUCAGCUCUACAAUCCUCGAAUUCUCCUCUGAGAGAGCUGGACCUGACUAACAAUGACCUGCAGGAUUCAGGAGUGAAGCUCAUCUCUGAUGCUCUCAAGAGCCCAAACUGUCAACUAGAAAUACUGAGGUUAUCAGGUUGUAUGGUGACAGAUGAAGGUUGUUGUUAUUUGGCGUCAGCUCUGAGUUCAAACCCGUCACACCUGAGAGAGCUGGAUCUCACCUACAAUCACCCACAACACUCAGGAGUUCAGCUGCUCUCGGAUAAACUCAAUCAUCCAAACUACAAACUCAACAAACUCAAGUUGGAUUAUGGAGGAGAGAAUCGAAUUACGCCAGGACUGAAAAAAUACUCCUGUUAUCUCACACUGGAUUCAAAUACAGCACGUCUUGAUCUUCUUUUGUCUCAGGGAAACCGAACAGUGACACGCGUGAAAGAGAACCAGCCGUAUCCGGAUCAUCCGGAGAGAUUUGAUCAUUAUGGUAAUGUUCUGUGUAAAGAGGAUCUGAAAGAACGCUGUUACUGGGAGGUUGAAUUGACCGGAGUGGCUUAUAUAUCAGUGGUAUAUAAAGAGAUAAAGAGAAAGGGCAACGGUAAUGAGAGUUGUUUAGGAUACAAUCCAAAUUCUUGGAUUUUGUCCCGCACAAAUGGCAUCUACACUGUAGCACACAAUGCAGUAAGGGCAGACUUACCUGUGUCUUUACCUUCCUCUAAUAGAGUAGGAGUUUAUCUAGACUGGUCGGCCGGUACUCUGUCGUUCUUCAGCGUCUCUGACACACACACACUCACACACUUACACACUUUCAACACAACAUUCACUAAACCUGUUUGUGCUGGAUUUGGUCUUCACCCAAAUUCAACUGUGUGUUUGCAUUAGAUGCCCCCACAUUUUUAAUCCUGACUCUUAGAAUAGUUUUUUUUUUCAGAAAAGUGACUAGCAGUUUCCCUUAUCAAUGUUUGCAGAUGACGUGGAUCAGAUGUUGCUCUCUCAUAGCUUAGAUUUGAGUUCUUAGUUGCGUUUCAUUUAAUCAACUUAGUCUCAGAUCUUGGUUAAAAUUGGUUAGUAGAAAUAAAAUCAGAAACAAAAUGUUAAAAUACACAAUGUGAAGUAACCAUUUUUGUGACCUGUUUUGGUUUAGUUUGGUGCCCAUCUUUCAGUAUUUGUAUAUAAACAUUUCAACAUGAAUGUGUGUUGAUGUAAAACACAGUUUGUUUUUAUGGUUAUCAGAUGUUGACUGAAAAAAGUAAACGUACAGUAGCUGUUGUAAUGGACAGAUUGUCCUCUGGCCAUGCAAAUCUCAACAAUGGUGAUGGGGAAAACUAAGCUUUUCGAAGAUUGAUUCAGUUGAACCAAUGGGCUUUAUGCCCAGCUGCACUACUUCCUGAACUUCAGCCAGCUCCUUGUUUCCUGUCUGCCAUUAUUGGACAAACUGAUUAAUCUAGGUGUGCCUGAUUAUUGUUGUGACUACUGAGGUCAGUCACACCUGGAUUAAUCAGUUUGUCCAAUAAUGGCAGACAGGAAACAAGGAGCUGGCUGAAGUUCAGGAAGUAGUGCAGCUGGGCAUAAAGCCAUAUUGCUUGCAAAUUGAUUCACCGUUUCAAAGCAUUCGAAACAACAAACACGCUGGUGAAAAAAUAUAAUAAACACAUUUCAUUUAUCAAAUAUUUACAAUGAAACCCGAAAUUACUAAAAUCAUAGUAGACACUGAUUCAUGUGUAAAAUUUUGAGAUCAACAUGGUGGUGAACCAUUGGAGUUACGAAACAGUAAUGACGUAAAGAAGCCUUGUUUGCCAAAAUAAUGUGACUUCCCCAAUUUGAUACACAUUCUGAAACAAUAAGCUUGUUCAACUCCAUGCUUACCGCAACAACUGAUAGACGGAUGACAUUAAAGUACUGAUUCGAGAGCGAUUCAAGUAUGAUUUCUCUAAUCGUUCUCGUGGUACCUUGACGUCAUCUGCCUGUCUGUUCUUGUGGUGCUGCGUAAAAGCCAAACACGCCAUUAAAAAUUGGCACAAUCGUGAGUUUUGCACUGAACCCCCAGCAAUGCGUAGACUGCAGCAUGAAGCUUUUCAGUUGAUCGUCACCAUUGAUUUUUAGGGCGCUUUCUCACCUGCCUUGUUUAGUUCGGUUGAAUCGUACCAGAGUUCAAUAGCUCACUUGGUGCAGUUUGUUUGGGUGGGUGAGAAUCCAGCAAUCGAACUCUGGUGCGCACCAAAAGCGGACCAAACAAGCGGACCAUUACCUCCUUGAAGAGGUGGUCUCGGUAGAUUUUCCAACAAACUCUGGA
This is a messenger RNA of Misgurnus anguillicaudatus (oriental weatherfish), 3930 nucleotides long. Its product is annotated as protein NLRC3. NCBI's taxonomy places the organism in Eukaryota, Metazoa, Chordata, Actinopteri, Cypriniformes, Cobitidae. Gene Ontology annotation, molecular function: protein binding. The record is from RefSeq and is a predicted model, not a curated record.